Messenger RNA from Guillardia theta CCMP2712, 1881 nucleotides. RefSeq lists its product as hypothetical. The coding region runs from base 1 to 1881 and encodes 626 amino acids. Gene Ontology annotation, biological process: protein phosphorylation. The record is from RefSeq and is a predicted model, not a curated record. Gene Ontology annotation, molecular function: ATP binding; protein serine/threonine kinase activity. The transcript has 4 exons. NCBI's taxonomy places the organism in Eukaryota, Cryptophyceae, Pyrenomonadales, Geminigeraceae.
AUGUCGAAUGCUGAUACCAGAAAACCUGAGCCACAGAGAGCUCUGAAAUACACUUACGAUGCGUACAAAGAGAAAUGGACUAGUCAAGAAUGCGUCGUCAUGGUAGCCCGUAAACCAUUCCAAGAGGGAGGAAUGAGAUGGUGCUACAAAAUGUAUGAGAUCGACAAAGACGGCAAGUACGCCCCGGGUGUCGCCAAAGUCUUCAAGGAUGAUGCCCUUGACGACGAAGAUGAAGAGGAAAUUGCAAAAAUCUACUUUGAUGAAGCCAUGACACAGACAGUGGCGGACAGCUUUGCAAAGCAGUUCGAUCUUGCCCUUGGAGAGGAGAAUGAGCAGUAUCAUUGUCGCUUCUUGCCAGUGAAAGUUCUUCACCUCGUUGGCAAGGGAGUGAAGGAUGCUUUGUGCAAUGUUGAGCCUUAUCUGCAGGGCGAAUAUGUUAAGCACAAUGACAACGAUGGUCAUGUCGAAACAGAGUACGAGGUGCCCCAGGCGUUCAGUCAUUUCACCUGGGAGUACUCGAAUCAGCUCAUCCUCGUUUGCGACAUUCAAGGUGUCGGGCAUUACUUCACCGACCCUCAAAUCCACAGUCAUGACGGGAACAGCUUCGGCAUGGGCAACUUGGGACAGGAGGGCAUUGACAAGUUCUUGACGUCCCACAAGUGUAACUCUAUUUGCAAGUUGAUCGGACUGGCAAAACCUGAGAAGAGGAACGGAAAGUGGUACAUCGGGCAGGGCUCCCGAUGCCACGAGUCAGUUGCCAGCAGGACGCCAGGUGGGACGCAAGCAGGGUUGAAAAACCCCAAGAAGUGGGAUGCCAACAUGUACGAUGGGGCGAUGAAUCAGGCCAUCACCAAGGUGACGAAAAGAAAGGGACAGAAAGAUGCAGAAGAGCCCAACAUUGAGAUGACGCAGCAACAGUUGCAGUACCUUCAAACUAAGCUCCUCAUGCUCAUUCAACAGCAAGGAAGCAUGAAUCAGUUGCUCCUUUCCCCCCAGCGGAACGCAAGAAGACCUCCUCCCAAGAGGGAUGGCUCACAACAGAAGCUUCAGUCUGACAUUGAACCCGAUUCCGGUCGUAGUCGCAGUCCUUACCGUGCCGCAAGCCCCUCCAAUGACCGACGAAUGAGCCCGGGAAGGCCCCAGAGCCCGGGGCGAGCACAGAGCCCGGGACGAGCACAGAGCCCGGGGCGAGCACAGAGCCCGGGGCGAGCACAGAGCCCGGGGCGAGCCAGUGCCAAAAGAGACAAAACUCGUUCAACUGGCAAGAUCUCGUCGAGCUAUGACCUUCCCGACGCUGAGGCAUAUCAGAUGGCGUCGCCAUCUGGACCGCGCGCAGUGUCUCCUGUCGGGUUGCGAGCUGCUUCCCCGAUGGGCCGAAAGUCGCAGAGUGACGUCAUCAAGUAUCAGGAGCAGAUGCCGCACCUGAAGCGCGCUCCAUCGAAUGAGUUCUGCUGGAGUGCAAACAUGGGCGAACUUCGUCGCCAGGGCUCCAGCAGUGCUGUGCUCGAGGCGCAGUCAGCCAUGCAGGAGAUGCAGAUUAGAACGAGUGGAGGGAAGGAGCAUCUCAAGCUCUCCUCCCUCAUCGAGAACGAGAGCAACGAGGAAGAGCAUGUUGUCUGCAAGUACUGCAACGUCUCUGGCAGUGUCACGUUCGUCCAGAGCAAAGGGGCCCACCACGACAAGACUUGCCCUCGAUCAGUAGACGAGCAAGAGAAAGUUGAGAAGCCUAGGAGGCAGUCUGCCUUCCACAUUCAGAUGACAGAGCUCCAGGCUCAGCUGCAGGCGCAGACAGAAAGGAUCAAGGGGUUGGAUCCCAGCAUUCUUGCCAAGAGGAAGUCGGAAAGCUUUGUCGAGGCGUCACCUAACUACGACAGGCUGUAA